Molecule: messenger RNA, 1505 nt
Organism: Aegilops tauschii subsp. strangulata
Lineage: Eukaryota; Viridiplantae; Streptophyta; Magnoliopsida; Poales; Poaceae
Product: replication factor C subunit 3
Biological process (GO): DNA repair; DNA-templated DNA replication
Cellular component (GO): nucleus; DNA replication factor C complex
Molecular function (GO): DNA binding; ATP hydrolysis activity; DNA clamp loader activity
Source: RefSeq, a predicted model, not a curated record
CGCUAAGCACCACAGUCCCCACUCCAACCUUGACCGCAGCAGAGAGAUCUCGCUAAAAUCUCGCCGAGGAGGGAGAGGGGUUUGGAAUUGGCGCCAACCAUUCCCCCCCAAAUCCCUCCCCAACCCUAGGGUUUCCGCUCUCUCUGCUCCGCCAUGGCGGGCGCCACCGCCGCCGCUCCGAUGGACAUCGACGGCGCCGCCGCCGCGCCCCCGGCCUUCAAGGGCAAGGCGCCGCUCUCCGCCGCCGCCGCCGUCAAGUCCUCGCCCUGGGUCGAGAAGUACCGGCCCCAGUCCCUCGCCGACGUCGCCGCCCACCGCGACAUCGUCGACACCAUUGAUAGGCUUACAGAUGAGAAUAGGCUUCCACAUUUGUUGCUCUACGGUCCACCUGGCACUGGGAAAACAUCAACAAUACUAGCUGUCGCGAGGAAGAUAUAUGGCUCACAGUAUGGCAACAUGAUUCUGGAGCUCAAUGCAUCAGAUGAACGUGGAAUUGGUGUUGUCAGGCAGCAGAUACAGGACUUUGCUAGUGCACACAGCCUCUCUUUUGGAGCAAAGCCUGCUGUUAAGUUGGUCCUCUUGGAUGAAGCAGAUGCCAUGACCAAGGAUGCACAAUUUGCAUUGCGAAGAGUCAUUGAGAAGUAUACAAGGAGCACAAGGUUUGCACUCAUAUGCAAUCAUGUGAACAAAAUCAUCCCAGCACUGCAAUCAAGGUGCACUAGGUUUAGGUUUGCUCCACUUGAUGGCUCUCAUGUUACUGAGCGUCUUCGACAUAUAAUAAAAUCUGAGGGGCUUGAUGUAGAUGAGGGUGGCUUGACUGCCCUUGUUCGGUUAAGUAAUGGUGACAUGAGGAAGUCUUUGAAUAUAUUGCAGUCAACACACAUGGCAUCCCAGCAAAUAACAGAAGAAGCUGUCUACCUUUGCACGGGAAACCCCAUGCCUAAAGAUAUUGAGCAGAUAGCGUUUUGGUUACUAAAUGAACCAUUUUCAACCAGCUUCAAACAUAUAGCUGAUAUGAAGAUGAGAAAAGGUCUGGCCUUGAUUGAUAUCAUACGGGAGGUCACUAUGUUUGUGUUCAAAAUAAAAAUGCCAUCCAAUGUACGAGUAAAGUUGAUCAAUGAUUUGGCAGAUAUCGAGUAUCGGCUUACCUUUGCUUGCAACGAUAAACUGCAGCUUGGGGCACUGAUCUCGACUUUCACGACUGCUCGCACGGCUAUGGUUGCUGCCGCCGACUAAAUUGAACAAAAUGGCCCACCAUGGAUGCCUACAUGGAUCUGGAAAUGUUGUGGCAGCUUAUUUAUCUUCUCUGUAUUUAGUUUAAAGCGCAUUGAGCAGAAAAUUUUCAUGUUAGAUCUGUCUGUCUGCUCGACGUGCUAGCUGCUUGGGACCUUGGAAGGGUUUCAGAACUGAACUGUAACUGAUUGUUGUCAGGUUUAGGUGAUGUAUGGACGUAAGGUGCAUGCUACAAUACAUUUCUAUGCAGUAGAGAGUCAUUCACAACUCAA